CGUUUAUUCCCAUCGCUUUUGUUGACGACAAACACAGAAACCGGAUACCCGUCUGGACUCUCCUCCUUUCUUUUCCUGCGUCUUGGACACGGAAGUAGAGACAGGGGAGAGUCUGGGAGGAGAAGGAUAACCCCACGGGAGGCGGGAACAGUCCUGCCGAACUCAGAGGAAAGAGAAGAAUAAGAACGAAGGCGAGGGAGAAUUCCUCGUUUCUUCCGACGCCUUGGAUAGGAAGGAGGAAGGAUUUUGGCAUCGAUCGAUCGGAGCAAUGGCGCUGAGGGACUUAGUGACCGGCGGAGCCGCGUGUGCCGUCCCUGGCUCAUCGUCCAGUUCCUCCAAUCCGUUUGGCGCCCUCGCAAACACUAUUCUUGGCUCCUCCUCUAAAACUCAGGAAAGACUAAACGAGCUUCCAGGAGCAACAGUUGCUGGCGUUGAUGCCACCAACUUCGGCACAGAAAGUCCCUUGUUAUCUCUUCCAGGCUCAGAAGAUAAAUAUGAGCUUCCGGAUACUCAGGGUUCCGAGUUUCUUCAAAGUUACCGUUCCGCAGAACAUGGUGGUCUUGGUGAAGCAUGGAAUGAAAUUCAUCGAUCUCCCGUGCAGCCAUUUCCUCAUAAUCAAGUCGGACAAAUUCAGCCUCAGUUUGCUGAGUUUGAGCAGAUUUACAACAAUGCUGGUCCUUUCCCACAACCAACUUGGGAAGGUCCUCCACAGAACAUUUUGUCUCGUUUUCUACACUCUUUUGUGGACAGUGGUCGGGCUGGUAUCCCUUUUCGCCCAGUGGCACUUCCAGUUUUAGGUUUGUCUGAAUCUGAUAAGCGAUGUAUAUUGGACCGGAGCAGCAUAAUGGCACGACACUUUUUUGCUGAUAAGAGUGAUGAGUAUAUUAAUGCCCAGGUAACAGCAUUAUUACAUUCCCUAGACAUUGAUAAUGAUCUGCGGAAUAAGGGGCAUCAACGUGGAAAGUACCCUGAGCUGGAAGAGUAUUGGACAGAAUCACAAGGUGCCUCAAACUUUGGAACUGCACAUGCUGCUGAUAAAUGGGUUACUGAAUUUAGCCAGUCCAGAUCACAUGGAGAACCUGAUUCCUGGGCAGAUGCUUUUGACAAACAACAUGGUGUUAACAGUUGGAUCUCUCAGUUUGAACAGGAACAACUGAUGGCAUCACAGAGUCAACUGACUGGUGCAAACAUGUCACAUUUAGCAGCAAUGGAACAGUCUCGCAUGCUCGCACAUACACUAGCUCAAAACGAAGAUCCAAGAUUUCAGAACUCUAAGUUCCUUCAGUUUGUAUCAAAGAUGAGCCGUGGGGAGUUAAUCGUUGAUGAUAAUCAACUGAGACCAGCAGCACCAUCUCUUUCCAAUGAAUGGGCAGAGGAGUACAAUCAGCAGAAUGAAAAGACAACCAGUUCGUGGGCAGAUCAGUUUCUUCAAAAUGGUGCAGAUACGUGGGUGAAUGAGUUUGCAAAAGAACAAAACCAGUUUGGUAGUACAAAUGAUCAGUGGGUGGAUGAGUUCUCCAAGCUGAAUAUCAAUGACUGGGCAGAAGAAUUCAAUCGUGGGGUUGCAGAGGGAGCCUUUGAUAGUACUGCAGAUAACUGGGCUGAUGCUUAUGAUAAGUUCGUUGAAGAGCAAAUUGCAGCUGGCCAGCAGAAGUCAGAUUCUUCAAGAAUGAUCUAUGUUUUCUCGGACCAGAAUCCAUAUGUUGGGCACCCUAAUCCGCUGAAAGAAGGACAGGAACUAUUCCGCAAAGGUCUUCUAAGUGAAGCUGUGCUUGCUUUGGAAGCUGAGGUUUUGAAGAAUCCUGAUAAUUCUGAAGGUUGGAGAUUGCUUGGAAUUACGCAUGCAGAAAAUGAUGAUGAUCAACAGGCUAUUGCAUCAAUGAUGCGUGCAAUGGAAGCCGAUCCAAAUAAUUUAGAAGUGCUUCUUGCUCUUGGUGUGAGUCACACUAACGAGCUUGAGCAAUCAGCGGCAUUGAAAUAUCUGUAUAGGUGGCUUCAGCAGCACCCAAAGUAUGGGAGUCUCGUCCCACCAGAUCAAACAGAUAAACUCUAUCAUAAUGAUGUAGCUCUGCUAUUCAAUGAGGCUGUUCGAAUGUCCCCCGAGGAUGCUGAUGUCCAUAUAGUUCUUGGGGUCCUCUAUAACUUAUCUAGAGAAUAUGACAAAGCUAUCUCAUCCUUCCAACAAGCACUAAAGCUAAAACCACGUGAUUAUUCUCUUUGGAACAAGCUUGGUGCAACUCAAGCAAACAGUGUUCAAAGUGCUGAUGCCAUAUUUGCUUAUCAACAGGCACUAGAUUUGAAGCCCAACUAUGUUCGUGCAUGGGCAAAUAUGGGUAUUAGUUAUGCUAAUCAGGGGCAGUAUGAAGAAUCUAUUCGAUAUUAUGUCAGGGCACUGGCAAUGAAUCCCAAGGCAGAAAAUGCAUGGCAAUAUUUACGGAUUUCUCUUAGUUGUGCUUCUCGAAAUGACAUGUUGGAAGCGUGCAAUUCAAAGAAUCUUGAUGCUCUUCAGAAGGAGUUUCCCUUGUAAAGUUAGAACCUGUUGAUGAUGCAUUUAUAUGUCGCCGAGCGCUUCUCUGCCUUCAUGGGCUUUUAGAUAAAAUUAGCCGCUGCUGAAGAUGAACCAUCAAAGAAGUAUUAAUUCCUUCAACAAGAGCCUGGCAAAUGGUUUUGUUGACUUCGAAUGAAAGGCGAGUAUCCUGCAAUAUCUAUCUUUGUAGCCAUGAAUGGACGUUUUAUCGUAAAGAAAGGAAGAGAAGAUCAGCAUCAGCUCCAUAUACAUGCACCGCUGAACCCGAGGGAGCGCUCGUCAGUUCGAUGAGUUACCGAUUCAAUGUACAGUCAAUAAUGAUCACAUAUUUGUGACGUUGAGUGAAAACCGCCUUUGCAGAAUUCCUUGCUGCUGCCUGAGGAUUCUGUAGGAGAAAUUUGUUUCUCGCAAAGCAAUAAUGUGUUCAUGUGACCAUAAAUUCUUAUCAAUAGAUUAAGUAAAUGCUAGAAAAAGUAGAUCUUGUAUACAUACUUAAUGUUCAGCAUUUGCAAUAUCUAUGCCCACCCGUAAUGUUUUGCUGAAGAAGGCACUGAGUGUAUAAGCAAAUUCUAAACUGAAAGAAGAAUUUGUAUAUGAUUUAAAAUAAUCAAACUAUAUUUGCUGGGGA
Messenger RNA from Nymphaea colorata (pocket water lily), 3155 nucleotides. Its product is annotated as peroxisome biogenesis protein 5. Gene Ontology annotation, cellular component: peroxisomal membrane; cytosol. Lineage: Eukaryota; Viridiplantae; Streptophyta; Magnoliopsida; Nymphaeales; Nymphaeaceae. Bases 269 to 2527 code for a protein of 752 amino acids. Gene Ontology annotation, molecular function: protein binding. The transcript has 15 exons. The record is from RefSeq and is a predicted model, not a curated record. Gene Ontology annotation, biological process: protein import into peroxisome matrix, docking.